UUGCUCUGCAUGCUAAUCCAUAUCGUCAAUCACAUCACACUAGCCACUAGAAGCACCGGAGAAGAGGGUGUCAAGCAUGGCGUCCAAGGGUCUUCUUGUGUUUGCUCUCCUGCUUGCUGCUGCUAUCCUCGUCGCCUCAACUGAACAAACUCAGGCCAAGAAGGAGGAGAAAGCCGGCGUAGAGGGCUACGACGGCGGCGGUGGCUACCCUGGCGGCGGCGGCGGCGGCUACCCAGGCCACGGUGGAGGAGGAGGAGGCGGCGGCUACCCAGGACACGGUGGAGGAGGUGGCGGCGGCUACCCAGGCCACGGUGGAGGAGGAGGCGGCGGCUACCCGGGCCACGGUGGAGGAGGAGGCGGCGGGAAUUCGAUUGUGUUUGAGGGGAUGACACCGGACGUGCAGGUACUCCUACGGAAAAUAGCCUCCGAGUGCGCGGUGUGGGCGAAGGCCGGGAUCGUUCAUAGUGAUUUCGAGCCAUUGGCGGCCCAGAUAGGUGUGUGGGCAGCUAGGGAGUAG
This is a messenger RNA of Triticum dicoccoides, 517 nucleotides long. RefSeq names its product glycine-rich cell wall structural protein-like. The transcript is spliced from 3 exons. Lineage: Eukaryota; Viridiplantae; Streptophyta; Magnoliopsida; Poales; Poaceae. The record is from RefSeq and is a predicted model, not a curated record. Bases 77 to 517 code for a protein of 146 amino acids.